Messenger RNA from Peromyscus eremicus (cactus mouse), 976 nucleotides. RefSeq names its product carbonyl reductase 3 (gene Cbr3). Gene Ontology annotation, molecular function: carbonyl reductase (NADPH) activity. The transcript has 3 exons. Bases 96 to 929 code for a protein of 277 amino acids. NCBI's taxonomy places the organism in Eukaryota, Metazoa, Chordata, Mammalia, Rodentia, Cricetidae. The record is from RefSeq and is a predicted model, not a curated record.
GGGUCCCAGAACUUAGUCCUGCGCCACGGUUCUGACCACGCGUGGCCCGCUGCCCAGCCGGCCCAGCAAGCCGGUGAUCCGCGUGUCCCUCCGAGAUGUCGUCCUGCAGCCGCGUGGCGCUGGUGACCGGGGGUAACAAGGGCAUCGGCUUCGCCAUCACGCGUGACCUCUGUCGGAAGUUCUCGGGGGACGUGGUGCUCACGGCGCGGGACGAGGCGCGGGGCAAGGCUGCGGUGCAGCAGCUGCAGGCGGAGGGCCUGAGCCCGCGCUUCCACCAGUUGGACAUCGAUGACCCGCAGAGCAUCCGCGCCCUGCGCGACUUUCUGCGCAGGGAGUACGGGGGACUUAACGUGCUGGUCAACAACGCGGGCAUCGCCUUUAGAAUGGAUGAUCCAACACCCUUCGACCUUCAAGCUGAGACGACGCUGAAGACAAACUUUUUCGCCACCAGAAAUGUCUGCACUGAGUUACUGCCCAUAAUGAAACCACAUGGGAGAGUGGUGAACAUCAGCAGUCUGCAGGGGUCACGGGCCCUUGAAAACUGCAGUGAAGAGCUUCAGGAAAGGUUCCGGUGUGACACACUCACAGAGGGAGACUUGGUCGACCUCAUGAAAAAGUUUGUGGAGGACACAAAAAAUGAGGUCCACGAGAGGGAAGGUUGGCCAGACUCGGCCUACGGGGUGUCCAAGCUGGGGGUGACAGUCCUUUCAAGAAUCCUGGCCCGGCAGCUAGAUGAAAAGAGGAAAGCAGACAGGAUUCUGCUGAAUGCCUGCUGCCCGGGAUGGGUGAAGACCGACAUGGCGAGGGACCAGGGCACCAGGACCGUGGAGGAGGGGGCUGAAACCCCCGUCUAUCUGGCCCUCCUGCCUCCAGAUGCCACGGAGCCUCAGGGCCAGCUAGUCCGUGACAAAGUCGUGCAAACGUGGUGACCGUCUGCUCUGGGACUUAGUGGUUUAAUAAAUGCUGGUUAGAGAGA